Molecule: messenger RNA, 491 nt
Organism: Solanum pennellii
Lineage: Eukaryota; Viridiplantae; Streptophyta; Magnoliopsida; Solanales; Solanaceae
Product: defensin-like protein 19
Exons: 2
Coding region: 75-338 (87 amino acids)
Source: RefSeq, a predicted model, not a curated record
AGUUUCCAACACUAUAAAUACCACCAUUUCAAUUGUUUGUUUCUUCACCAACAAAUCAACAGAAAAUAAGAGAUAUGGCAAACUACACUACUUUUCUCGCCCUGCUCUUUUGCCUCUUCCUUGUUGCUGCAACUGAAAUACAAAUGGCAGAAGGUAAAUACUGUUGGAAAAAAAGUGACAUGUGGAAUGAACCUUGUCAAUACUCUUACAAAUGUAGUUAUCAUUGCAAGCAUUACUAUGGAGCUAAAUAUGGUAUUUGUAAGAAUUACAAACCAUGGGGUCACAAAUAUUACUGGGCAAAAUAUGCAUGCUACUGUUACUCACCUUGCCACUACUAAGAAACUUUGAGUGUCGCAUGACUUGGCUUUGACAAUGUAAACAAAUAAUUAUGUGUGUAAUCAUUCUGGCCAAGAUUUGCGUGAUGUGCAAUUGUACUGUAUGCUUUUCUAUGAGUAUUAAUUGAUGUGAACUAUGGUGUUUUUAUAUAUGAA